UUAUUAUUAUUACCACUGUCUCACGCAGUCACGCCAUUAUUGGGCAAUUGUCACUUGAUAUUCCCGUCGCGUUUCCAAUACAUAAUUGUAAUAAUAACAUUCAUUCCUAAUCUGAUCGUUUGCCGGCCAUUUCGAUCGGUGAUCACUAAUUAAUUAUUUCUACGUUUCAUUUUCCUUCUCAGCCGAGUUUUCACUUUUUUCCGGUUCCGAUCGAUCGGUCUGUUUAAGUGACUAAAAGUCGCCAACUCGCUAACGCUAAUAAUCGUCGCCCCGUCAACCAACCGACGGCGACACGACGAGACAAGCGUACCGCCGGAACAUACCAGAUUACCAGCUCGACUCGCGACCACUACUACCACUACCACUGUCAGCUCCCGCCGCCUCGCCAUGUGCUAACGCAGUAACAUACUAUCACCACAGUUUGCCGUCCUAAUCGUCGACCGUCGUCGUCGUCGUCACUCGUCGUCGCAACAGCAGCGCAACGUUAUUACUCACCCCGGGCAACUGAAGCAGUGAGCAGCAGAUACCGCAAACUGUAAAGCUGACGAGAAUCGAUCGUGCGCACACCCGGACGACGCAACCACUACAACGAAGAACCGUUCGUACGUACGAGCAGACGACACCACUGGAAAAAAGAAAAUAUUUUGUUUACGACUUCUCAUUUUCAAUCUGUUUUUGUCACAUCCAACUGAUAUUUUAAGCAGUUUUUGGAAAUUUCUCGCAAAGAAAAUUUUAUUAAGUCAUUAACUUAGUUUAAUGUACUAGGUUAUACCUACCUUUUUUCAAGAUUUAAUUUUAACGCACACUAAAUACAACAUCAAAUAUGUCUUCUUGGCAAGAUUAUGUUGACAAACAACUUAUAGCUUCUCGAUGUGUUACCAAGGCCGCUAUCUUAGGUCAUGAUGGUACAGUAUGGGCAAGUUCAGAAGGAUUUAAUGUUACCAAGGAAGAACUUAGCAGACUAAUUGCUGGUUUUGAAAAUCAAAAUGUUUUGGCUGCUUCAGGUGUAACGCUAGCUGGUAGUAGGUUUAUUUAUUUGUCUGGUACUGAUAAGGUCAUUAGAGCAAAGCUGGGUAAAGUAGGUGCACACUGUGUGAAGACCCAACAAGCUGUAGUUGUUUCAUUAUACGAAGACCCCAUUCAACCACAACAAGCUGCCUCUGUUGUUGAAAAGCUUGGUGAUCAUUUGGUUGCUCAUGGAUACUGAAUGUGAAUUGCAAAAAAACAUGAAUAAUGUGGCUUCAAAAAAUGGAAGAUAUUUUCAAAAUUCAGAAUAUCAAGAACAACUAAAAACUAUGUGUUAUGGCAUUUAAUAUAUUACAUUAAAAUAACCUAAUUUCAAUUACACCCAAUAAAAUAAAUGUUUAUUAUUUUGGGAGAAAUAUAUUAGGUAUAUAUACUAUUUUAUUUUUAUUUUUUAUUUAUUUUUUUAAUGGAAUACCAAACAACUAUUUCAUUAUCUUUUAUUUCUGAUAAGAUUUUGAUCCGCUGCUUGGGAACUAUAGAUUUGUUUAACAUUAUCAUUGUUGUACACAAGUCUCAGAUACUAUUAUUACUACCUAACAAAAACUAAAAAUUAAUUAUCCUCAUAAUUUUUAUACAAAAUUAGUGAUUCUAUUAAAUAUUAUCUGUACAUUACAAUUAAUUUGAUUAUAAGCUAUUGCUAAUGGUCAAAUGUAUGAUUUAAUUAACUAUCAUCAGUUUUUUUUUUUUUUUUAAACAUCCUUGAUUUGUGUUUAUAUUUUUCUACUAUUAUAUUAUAUAAAUAUAAUUAAAGAAGAAAUCAUAUUUUCUUUAUUUGUAAUGUUUUUGCUUUAUACUUGUUAUGAUUUGCACUUUCUACUGUUCGAUUUAGAAACAGUAUUUAGUUAGAUAUUUAUUCAAAACUCCAUGACUUGAACAAAAAAAUAGUAUGUACCUAACAAUUAAGUGUUUUGUAAUUUGUUUAAUAUUUAAUUGGCUGUGUGGUAUCUUUAUUUAUGUUUAUUAAUUAUUUUUUAAAAUUUCUAUAAGCAAUAAUAAACGUAUAGCUUUUUAUACCGAUUUACGUUCCCGUGGCUACCAAGUAAAACAAUUAUGAAAGAAAUAUUGUAUUGUAUAAUAUAUUGUCAAAUAUUUUUUUUAUUAUAACCAACCAAUAAACAAAUAUUUAUAGAACAUUUUAAA
This is a messenger RNA of Aphis gossypii (cotton aphid), 2166 nucleotides long. Its product is annotated as profilin-like. Gene Ontology annotation, cellular component: cell cortex. The transcript has 3 exons. NCBI's taxonomy places the organism in Eukaryota, Metazoa, Arthropoda, Insecta, Hemiptera, Aphididae. The record is from RefSeq and is a predicted model, not a curated record. Gene Ontology annotation, molecular function: actin monomer binding. Bases 824 to 1207 code for a protein of 127 amino acids.